AUGGAUUUCGAGGCGCUCAAGGAGCAAUGGAGUGAGGUGGAGGAUCGAGAUGGUGUGCGGUUGAGCUGGAACGUGUUCCCCAGCUCACGUAUGGAAGCAUCAAGGCUCGUGGUACCCAUCGGUGCCCUCUACACGCCGUUGAAGGAAAAGCUCGACACACCUCUCCUGCAAUUCGAGCCGGUAACCUGCAAGCAGCCUUGCAGGUCUGUCCUCAACCCUUUCUGUCAAGUCGACAUACGUGCCAGGGUUUGGAUAUGUCCAUUUUGCUUGUCGAGAAAUCAGCUUCCACCUCACUACAAGGACAUUACCGCGAAUGCCAUACCUCCCGAGCUCCACCCGGCGAAUACAACUAUCGAGUAUCGCCUGUCUCGACCCGCCCCGACCCCUCCCAUCUUCCUCUAUGUCGUGGAUUUGUGCCAGGAGGAGGACGGCCUGAGCUCCUUGAAGGAGUCGCUGGUGAUGAGCUUGAGCUUGCUGCCAGAGAAUGCUCUCGUAGGCCUCGUCACCUUUGGCACGAUGGCCCAAGUACAUGAAAUUGGCUAUGAUGGAUGCGCCAAGUCAUAUGUAUUCCGGGGCAGCAAGGACUACUCGGCGAAACAGGUUCAGGAAAUGCUUGGCCUGACGUCUUCGAACGUACGACCCGGUGCGCAACCACAGCCGGGCCGUCAGAUGCCAUCGGGACCGGCAUCCCGCUUCCUCCUUCCCGUCCAGCAAGCUGAAUUUCAGCUCACAAAAACCCUGGAGACCCUUCAGAAAGACCCAUGGCCUACUGCCACCGAUCAUCGCAGCCUCCGAUGCACUGGUGUGGCCCUCAGUGUCGCCGUCGGCCUCAUGGAAUCGUCAUUCCAUGACGCCGGUGGUCGCAUUAUGUUGUUCGCAGGUGGCCCAGCCACAGAAGGGCCAGGAAUGGUUGUUGGACCCGAACUCCGUGAGCCUAUUCGAUCGCACCAUGAUAUCGACAGAGAUAACGUCAAGUACUUCAAAAAGGCUCUUAAGUUUUAUGACAAUUUGGCAAAGCGAACUGCCCACAAUGGUCACAUUGUUGACAUCUUUGCUGGCUGUCUAGACCAGGUCGGUCUGCUUGAGAUGAAGGGGCUUUGUAACUCUACAGGUGGCCACAUGAUCUUGACGGACAGUUUCACCUCCUCCAUGUUCAAGCAGUCAUUCAUCCGCGUUUUCGAAAAGGACGGGGAUGACAACCUUCUUAUGGGCUUCAACGCAGUCCUGGAGGUGCUGACAACCAAGGAACUCAAGGUCACAGGACUCAUCGGGCAUGCUGUAUCUCUCAACAAGAAAUCUGUUUCUGUUGGCGAAACAGAGUGUGGCAUCGGAAACACGUGCUCAUGGAAAAUGUGCGGAAUCGACCCAAAAGCCAGCUACGGUAUAUACUUUGAGGUCGCAGGCCAGGGACCUGUGUCCCAUCAACAGCCUUCCCAGAAAGGGAUGAUGCAGUUUUUGACAUACUAUCAACAUUCCUCUGGCCAGUUUCAUCUUCGGGUUACAACAAUAGCCCGAAGCUUAAGUGGCCCUGCGGGUGAUCCGGCUAUUGCCCAAUCCUUUGAUCAGGAGGCAGCAGCAGUUCUGAUGUCAAGAAUUGCCGUCUUCAAGUCGGAAGUUGAUGAUGGCCCAGAUGUAUUGCGGUGGGUGGACAGAAUGCUUAUUCGCCUCUGUUCAAGAUUUGCGGACUAUCGAAAAGAUGAUCCGUCGUCCUUUCGGCUGGAAAAGAACUUCACCCUCUACCCACAGUUCAUGUUUCACCUUCGCAGGAGUCAGUUUCUGCAGGUCUUCAACAACUCGCCUGAUGAAACCGCUUUCGACCGUCAUGUACUGAACCACGAGGAUGUCAGCAACUCGCUUGUCAUGAUUCAGCCAACACUGGAUUCGUAUACGUUUGAUCAGGACGGAGGAAUGCCGGUUCUCCUGGACUCAGCUUCUAUCCAACCCACACAUACGUUGCUUCUUGAUACCUUUUUCCAUAUCCUGAUUUUCCAUGGCGAGACUAUUGCCGAAUGGCGGAAAGCGGGAUACCAGGACCAGGAAGGCUAUGAGAACUUCGCUGCAUUGCUAGAGCAGCCAAAGGAAGAUGCUCGAGAUCUUAUUACCGACCGGUUUCCCUUGCCUCGUUUCAUUGUCUGUGAUGCCGGGGGCUCCCAGGCUCGCUUUCUCCUUUCAAAGCUGAAUCCAUCCACGACGCAUACAACGGGUCCUUAUGGCGGCACUGGGGCAACCUCGGCUCAAACUAUCUUCACCGACGACGUGUCCCUCCAGACAUUCAUGGACCACCUGAUGAAGUAUGAUUUGAUUCAACCUCUUUCGAAGUCAAAGGCUGUACAGACCUGGCUAACCUCUCCUCUCGCGUUAUAG
Messenger RNA from Drechmeria coniospora, 2364 nucleotides. RefSeq lists its product as uncharacterized. Gene Ontology annotation, cellular component: endoplasmic reticulum exit site; COPII vesicle coat. The transcript is spliced from 6 exons. The record is from RefSeq and is a predicted model, not a curated record. Gene Ontology annotation, biological process: endoplasmic reticulum to Golgi vesicle-mediated transport; COPII-coated vesicle cargo loading; COPII-coated vesicle budding. NCBI's taxonomy places the organism in Eukaryota, Fungi, Ascomycota, Sordariomycetes, Hypocreales, Ophiocordycipitaceae. Bases 1 to 2364 code for a protein of 787 amino acids. Gene Ontology annotation, molecular function: zinc ion binding; GTPase activator activity.